ACUUUCUCUCUCAUGUUCUUCUCCAAUUACAGAUUCUUUCUGUGAAAGAUGACCUCCAUUUCACACGAAGCUUCCUUCGCUGACUCAAACAUGUUUUGGAUUCGUGUGAAACGACUAUUCCUUUGGAUCUAGCAUUCGGUAUGGAUUUCCACCUUCUUACGUUGUUUUUACUCUCCUAGAUAGAUUGCUCCAUUUGCAAGUUGCAACGAAGGAUCCGAUUGUGAUCAGUAAUUUCUCUUCCAGUCUUAGAUCCUUGAUUUACUGUUUUCAAUAUUCUGUAUAAUGAAUCCACUUCCGAUGAUGAUGAUGAUGAUGAUAAUUGUUGUGGUGUAAUCCAAUUAUAAGUUUUCAUUAAGCUGAUCUAAUGGAUUAUACUGAGCAAUCAAUAUCAUCGAUAAGUUUUACUUCUCAUUCUCAUUUAUCAUCGAAUGGAUCAAUUAGCUAUAACGUAUCAGGAUUAUCAGGUUCUGAAACUGGUUCCAAUAUUGAAAUCAUCGGUUUAACCAAGCUUAGCUGUCAGUUAGAGCAGUUAUUGAUCGAGACGAAUAAUUCUGAUUACACUGAUGCUGAUAUCAUCUUGGAUGAUAACAUCUCCGUAGGAGUUCAUCGAUGUAUAUUGUCUGCUAGGAGUAGAUUCUUCAAAGAGCAUUUUAAGAAAGAUGAGGGGAUAGAUAAGAAUGGGAAACCUAAUUAUUUGAUGAAGGAUUUGUUGCCUUUUGGGAGAAUCGGAUAUGAUGCGUUUCUUGUUGCUUUAAGUUAUCUGUAUACUGGGAAAUUGAAGCCUUUUCCUGCAGAGGUAUUGGCUUGUGUUGAUCAGAUAUGUCAACAUGAUUCAUGUAGACCUAUUAUUGAAGUUACAGUCGAGGUUAUGUAUGCAUCCUUCAUUUUUCAAAUUCCAGAACUCAUUUCGGUUUUUCAGCGUCGUCUUGUUAAUUUUGUUGGUAAGGCUGUUGUUGAAGACAUCAUCCCAAUCCUUCUUGUUGCGGUUCAUUGUCAAUCAAAUGAGCUUGUUUCUCAAUGUAUUCAAAGAAUAGCUAGAUCUGAUAUGGACAGAAUUUCUCUUGAGAAAGAACUGCCUUUUGAAAUUUCUGAAAAGAUCAGACUUUUGCGUAAGAAAUCAUCCAGUGAAGACGAAGAGGAUUCUUUACAGGAAAAGCGAAUUAGGAGCAUACACAAGGCACUUGAUUCAGAUGAUGUCGAGCUGGUGAAACUUCUGUUAUCUGAAUCAAGCGUCACUUUAGAUGAAGCUUGUGCUCUUCAUUAUGCAGCCUCUUAUUGCGAUCCAAAGGUGAUGUCAGAGGUUCUUUCUUUGGGAUUGGCUGAUGUCAAUCUUAGAAAUGCUUGGGGUUACACGGUUCUUCAUGUUGCUGCAAGGCGUAGAGAGCCUUCGAUUGUUGUCUCGCUCUUGAAUAAAGGAGCUCGAGUUUCUGAUUUAACGUUUGAUGGUAGAAGUGCUGUUAGUAUUUGUCAGAGAUUAACUAGGAUGAAGGAUUAUCUUGCGAAAACAGAACGAGGGAAGGAGACUAACAAAGAUCGAAUCUGUGUUGAUCUCUUGGAGAGGGAGAUGCGGAGAAAUCCAAUGGCUGGAGAUGUAUCGCCAUCUUCACCAAUUGUUGCUGAUGAUCUGCACAUGAAACUCUUAUAUCUGGAAAAUAGAGUUGCAUUUGCACGAGUGUGUUUCCCUAGCGAAGCGAAACUAGCUAUGGAGAUUGCACAUGCCGAGACAACAUCAGAAUUUUCUGGUCUUUUAGUUUCGAGAGAUUCGAGUGGUAACUUGAAGGAGGUUGAUCUAAACGAAACACCUUCAAUGCAGAAUAAAAGGUUACUGUCAAGAAUGGAAGCUCUCUCAAAAACAGUGGAGAUGGGUAGACGUUAUUUCCCACAUUGCUCACAAGUAUUGGAUAAGUUCAUGGAAGAUGACCUUCCUGAUCUGUUUUAUCUCGAGAAGGGGACUAUAGAAGAGCAGAAAAUCAAGAGGGCGCGUUACAUGGAACUUAAGAACGACGUUCAAAAGGCGUUUACAAAGGAUAAGGCACAACUACAGCGCUCUGGUUUGUCUUCUUCCUCAUCUCCAAUAAGGCAUAGUAAUGUAAAUUACAAAUCUAGGAGACUCUAGCAAAAGAAAUAGACAAUUUUUGAACCAUAUGUAUGAUAAAUAGUUAGUUACUUUUGAGUGCAAGAAAUGCCUCUAUAGUUGUGUAUUUUUAUCAGAACUCAUCUUGUUACGGGAAAAUGUUUCUCGUUUGGACAUUGAUUUUUUGCAAACUUGUCGAACUUAAAGUUAAUGCUUUCAAUUUUCCUUGAUCUUUACAAAAGAAUAAAGAUCUUUAUUGAAAUAAUACUCUUAUGACCAUUUUUA
Molecule: messenger RNA, 2359 nt
Organism: Impatiens glandulifera
Lineage: Eukaryota; Viridiplantae; Streptophyta; Magnoliopsida; Ericales; Balsaminaceae
Product: BTB/POZ domain and ankyrin repeat-containing protein NPR1-like
Exons: 4
Coding region: 365-2116 (583 amino acids)
Biological process (GO): defense response to bacterium; systemic acquired resistance, salicylic acid mediated signaling pathway; regulation of jasmonic acid mediated signaling pathway
Cellular component (GO): nucleus
Molecular function (GO): protein binding
Source: RefSeq, a predicted model, not a curated record